Eremomyces bilateralis CBS 781.70 is the source of this 1677-nucleotide messenger RNA. Its product is annotated as putative uracil permease. The record is from RefSeq and is a predicted model, not a curated record. The coding region runs from base 40 to 1677 and encodes 545 amino acids. NCBI's taxonomy places the organism in Eukaryota, Fungi, Ascomycota, Dothideomycetes, Eremomycetales, Eremomycetaceae. Gene Ontology annotation, molecular function: nucleobase transmembrane transporter activity. The transcript is spliced from 4 exons. Gene Ontology annotation, cellular component: plasma membrane. Gene Ontology annotation, biological process: transmembrane transport; nucleobase transport.
UAUUUGGAUACUCUCAAUCCAUAUAGUUUCUUCCCGAAUAUGGGUAAAAUGAUUGGUGUCGACCGAGUCAAAGAGGAGGUGCGGAGGAAGCGGACAGCGGAAGGAUGGAUCCUACCGAAGCAGGAGUCUAGCUGGGCUCCUCCUGGUACCUGGAGCAAUCUUGAUAUGGAUAUAACACCUGUUGAAAGGAGGACUUGGACGAACUGGACGAUGUUCGGGUAUUGGUUCUCGGAUAUUAUCAGUAUUCAAAGCUGGCAGACCGGCAGCACAAUAUUGCCUCUUGGACUGACAUGGCGCGAAGCUGUCUUUGCUGUCAUCUUUGGAUCAUUCUGCAUGGCUGUCCCUAUGUCACUGAACGGUUACGCAGGAGCUCGAACUCAUGCUCCUUUCCCUAUCCUAGCUCGAUCAUCCUUCGGUUAUCACCUGGCCAAGUUUCCAGUCAUCGUUCGCCUAAUCACGGCGCUUUUCUGGCACUCUAUCACCAAUAUGCUGGCAGUGGGACCCAUGAUUCAGGUCAUCAGAUCGAUUUGGCCUUCCUUCAGGACUCUCCCUAAUAUCAUCCCGGAAUCAGUGGGGAUUACGAGCCAGCAAAUGGUUGCAUAUUUCCUGGUGUGGGCUGUACAAUUUCCCAUCGUGUUAAUUCCACCUCAUAAGAUGAGAUGGCUCUUCACUGUCAAAGUCGCGAUGUCGCUAGCUACCAUUGUUGGCAUGACCAUCUGGAUAUGUACUCAGGCGGGCGGUAGUGGUGAUAUAUGGAAGCAGCAGGCGACGGUCUCUGGUUCGACGAAAUCCUGGCUAACAAUGUGGUCUUUAACGUCCUGUGCGGCAAGCUGGUCGACUGUAGGCGUUAAUAUACCAGACUUUACUCGAUAUCUGCACAACCCAAGGUCUGCGUUCUCCCAGGCAGCCUACUUUCCGAUCAUAUGUAGCUGGGUCGCCAUCAUCGGUGUCGUGGUAGCCUCAGCCUCGUUCAUGAUUUACAACGAAUACAUAUGGGACCCAAUCGCCAUCAUUGAUUUAUGGGAGGGGCCUGCUGGGCGAGCUGGUGCCUUUUUCGCUGGUCUCUCCUGGCUUAUUGCGCAGAUUUGUGUGAAUAUGAGUGCGACAGUCAUUUCCGGGGCAAAUGACCUCUCCAAUUUGUUCCCCAAGUGGAUCAACAUUCGCCGCGGAUCCAUCAUUAUCACGAUCAUCGGAGGCUGGGCAAUGGUGCCCUGGAAAAUCCUCCAUUCCGCAUCAUCGUUACUGAGCUUCAUGAACUCACUCGGAAUCUUCUUGGCUCCAACAAUGGGUAUCCAAAUCGCCGACUUCUACGUCGUCAAGCGACAACAUUUGGACAUCCCAGCAUUGUAUCAACCACAGGGCCGCUAUCGCUAUGACUAUGGGAUCAAUUGGCGUGCGCUUGUGGCGCUCAUGUGCUCCAUUGUACCGGCGUUACCUGGACUGGCCAAGAACGUCAAUCCUGACGUCAAGAUUGGUGGUGCUGAGUAUCUCAACAAUUUCAGUUGGUACUAUGGCAUCGUAGUAGCUUUCGUGGUGUAUUCAGGACUCAGUCUGAUCUGGCCUGCUCGCGAGGCACUUGUCCCACGCAUGAUCGAGUCAAUUGAUGAUUUUGUGGAAGGGCAGCAAGACUUGGGCAAGGGGUCGGUUGUCAUAGUCACGGAUGGAAAACGAGCAUAA